Rotaria sp. Silwood1 is the source of this 902-nucleotide messenger RNA. The record is from the annotation of a GenBank genome assembly. Lineage: Eukaryota; Metazoa; Rotifera; Eurotatoria; Philodinida; Philodinidae.
AAAGAUGGAUACACUUGUAUUUACACACAUCUUUAUUGUGUUCACUAUUUUACAAUAUUUAAAUUUUCAUCCAUUUUCAAUAUAUUUUCCACGAUUAUCAUUUGACAUUUCCUCUCCACUUGUUUUCUGUUCAACUCUGUUAGAAUUGUAUGUCAACGUGGAAUGUUUCACUGAUUGUCUUUAUCUACUUGAUGGACGCUUUAAUCAACUUCAGACACUUCAUGUUAAUAUUACUCGACUUGUUUCUUCGGAUUCAACAAUCAAUAAUAAGGUAAAUUAUUUUGAUUAAUAUCUAAUUUCUUUAAAUGAUUUAAUAAUAUUAUUUUUAAUAGGAAAAAUUACCUAAUUUAAGAUAUUUUUCGUUGUAUUGUGAUAGAUUGACAGCUGGUUAUGAUGAAUUAAUUCUACCACUUCUACAACGAAUGUCAAAUCUGGAACAACUUGAUUUACAUAUUGUAGCCAUUCGUGAUGAUAAAUUUAUUGAUGGUAAUGAUUUAAAGAAAAAUAUUAUCAAUAAUAUGCCGCAAUUGAAUAAAUUUGAAUUUAACAUUCACUCAAAUGUAUCUCUUGAUAAUCAAAAUGAUUUACCAUCAAAUGAAGAUAUUCAAAAGACAUUCAAAGAUUUUAAAAAUAGUUUAGUUAUUUCUUGUAUUGAUUUUUUUCCAAGUAUAAGUGAAGGUCAAUGUCAUAUUUAUUCAUAUCCAUAUAAGAUAUCACAUUAUAAUAAUAUAACAAAUAAUUUUCCAGAUGGAUUAUUCAAAUAUGUUUCUGAAGUAUCAUUAUAUGAUGAACGUCCCUUUGAACAUGAAUUUUUUAUUCGAAUUGAGAAAUCAUUUCCAUUUAGGAAAAAAUUAAAAGUAGAUAAUCAAGAACCACAAAGUAAUAAACAAUGUUAUGAAUGA